Molecule: messenger RNA, 2457 nt
Organism: Pundamilia nyererei
Lineage: Eukaryota; Metazoa; Chordata; Actinopteri; Cichliformes; Cichlidae
Gene: hgsnat
Product: heparan-alpha-glucosaminide N-acetyltransferase
Exons: 18
Coding region: 269-2224 (651 amino acids)
Source: RefSeq, a predicted model, not a curated record
UCACCACUAUCUCGCUGUCCUCAUACAUGUCCUGCACCACCCUCACAUAUUUCUCUCUGGCACUCCUGAGUUCCUCAUCCAGUACCACAGUUUUAUUGGGAAUACUGUGUCAUAUUCGACUUUAGUGCCGAUCGCAAACAUGAAUAUGUGCAAUAACCAUUCCAUUACCUAACAAUUAUUGGGGUAGUAGAACAGGUAUGGUACUUUGGCCCUUCUCGCUCCCACUAGAGUGCCAAAACAAGUACACGGAUCGAAAGUAACCUUUGCCAUGGCAAAAAGGAAGCUUAAGAAAAACAAUACAUGUCACUCGUAUUCAGUAGCAUCGGUUCAACCAAAGAGCCAGAAAGAAAUGGCACAAACGGAGAAAAGUGCCACUUUUGCCCUUGCUGCUGUUGCUUUGGUCGUGGCUGUUUGCGUGGCACCACUAGCAGCUGAAAUAUCUUCGUCUGAUAUACAUCAUCAUAAGCACCUGUCCCUGAAGAUGGAUGAGGCACAGCUGACGGUCAACAAUGAGUUGUCAUAUGAGGUGCAGGUGUCUUGGAUGUCACAGCGCUGCUACCAGUGUUUGUACCAGCAGCUAGGGGUGGUACCUGCAGGGCUUGAGCCUGGUCAGCCCAGUUCAGUAAACUUUGUUGUAAGCACACAGCAUGAAAUAACACUGCAGAUCAACAGCACACCUAUCGAGCUGGAGCUCUGCAAAAUUCCUUUCCACUUUGGCGAGCAUGGUAACUACUCCCUGUGGGUGAAAACCCUGAACGCAUCUUUUGGAGUCAACUGCUCUGUAGUUACUGAUAAGGACCCUGUGAAUAGCUACAUACCGAUCUUGGUUGCUUUUCUCAUCUAUGCUCUCCUGGCCUUGGUGUUUGCCAUUGGAAAAAAGGUUUGGGGGCUUGAUGCAGUAAGAGGUCUGGUCCUCCGACUUGGGAGUUCCAUGGAAACGGAGAGACUCAUCAAUUCUGAACUGGGCCCCACUCGGGUAGUGCCGCCAGUCACUGAUAACGUCCUCCCUCCCCCGCUAACGAGCAGCAAGAGGCUUCGAUCUUUGGAUACAUUCAGAGGUAUCUCCUUGGUCAUUAUGGUGUUUGUGAACUAUGGAGGGGGGCGAUACUGGUUCUUCAGACAUGAAAGCUGGAAUGGCCUUACUGUUGCUGACCUAGUCUUCCCUUGGUUUGUGUUCAUAAUGGGCACAUCCAUCGCACUCUCCAUCAAUGCCUUGCUGCGUGCAGGCGCGACCCGUUGCUCAUUGCUCAGAAAAGCUGUGUGGCGGAGCUUGCAGCUCUUCAUCAUUGGUGUCCUAGUCAUCAACCCAAACUACUGCCAGGGAGCGUUGGCUUGGGAAAACUUGCGGAUCCCGGGUGUGUUGCAGCGCCUCGCCUGGUCAUAUCUGGUCGUAGCUUGCUUGGAUUUACUGGUGGCCAGAGGACAACUUGACGUCCUCACAGUGGAUGCGUGGUGGUCCCCAGCUAUUGAUUUCUUGCUGUAUUGGCCCGCCUGGCUGUGUGUGAUUCUUCUAGAAGUACUCUGGCUCUUCCUCACAUUUCAACUUCCUGUGCCAGACUGCCCAGCAGGUUAUCUGGGUCCAGGUGGGAUUGGAGACAUGGGGCUGUAUGUGAACUGCACCGGUGGAGCUGCUGGUUUCAUUGACCGCUUGCUUCUGGGAGAAAAGCACAUGUACCAGAAUCCAUCAUCAAGGGUGAUUUAUGCAACUCGUAUACCGUAUGAUCCAGAAGGUGUUCUUGGCAGCAUCAACUCUAUCCUCAUGGCCUUUCUGGGAUUACAGGCAGGGAAAAUAAUCUUGCACUACAGAGAACGCCCCAAAAGUAUUAUGUCGAGGUUCCUCAUAUGGGGUCUUUUACUGGGUGUUGUAUCAGCAUUUCUAACCAAAUGUUCCACAGACCAGGGUUUCAUUCCUGUCAACAAAAACCUGUGGUCUCUGUCUUACGUGACAACACUGGCCUGCUUUGCCUUUGUGCUCCUAAUGCUGAUCUACUACAUAGUGGAUGUAAAUAAGUGGUGGUCAGGGGCACCUUUCUACUAUCCUGGUAUGAACUCCAUACUUGUGUACGUGGGCCACGAAGUGUUUGAGGACUACUUUCCCUUCCACUGGCAGAUGUCCAACAGCCAAUCCCAUGCUGAGCAUCUCAUUCAGAACCUUGUGGCCACUUCCUGUUGGGUCAUCAUCUCCUAUUUGCUUUACAAAAAGAAGAUUUUCUGGAAAAUUUAAACACAGGACAGCAAAAGCACAGGACAUUGUUUACAUCAUAGAUGCUGGAGACACAACAAGAAUGCAUUUGGUUGGACACAGAAUGCAGAUUAAUUAUGUCAAGGUUAUAUCAUAAUUCUAUGAAUCUCUGUCUCUGAUCAUGUAUGGGGGUUCUUUCAUCACAUAGCUAUUCUGUUAGGUUAUUUACCCUUUCUUUCUUUUUACAUUUUUUCCCAUAAACUAGGGCUGUUCGA